Messenger RNA from Coregonus clupeaformis (lake whitefish), 1484 nucleotides. Its product is annotated as monocyte to macrophage differentiation factor 2-like. The record is from RefSeq and is a predicted model, not a curated record. The annotation marks the transcript as partial. Gene Ontology annotation, cellular component: membrane. The transcript has 6 exons. Gene Ontology annotation, molecular function: pore-forming activity. Lineage: Eukaryota; Metazoa; Chordata; Actinopteri; Salmoniformes; Salmonidae.
GACGCUGACUGUCCUGUUUGUUUUGAAUUCCAGAUUUAUGAAUAACAGAGUUCCGUCCAAUAAGAGAUACCAGCCCACAGACUAUGAACAUGCUGCCAACUGUGCUACACACGCGCUGUGGGUAAUCCCCAGCCUAUUGGGCAGCUCUGUGCUGCACUUCCUGUCUGAGGACCAAUGGGAGCGCGUCUCAGCCUGGCUCUAUGGGGCGGGGCUUACCUCCCUCUUCCUCAUCUCUACUCUGUUCCACACUGUGACCUGGAAGAAGAGCCACCUACGGUCUGUGGAGCACUGUUUCCACAUGUGUGACCGGAUGGUGAUCUAUUUCUUCAUAGCGGCCUCCUACGCACCCUGGUUGAACCUGCGGGAGCUAGGACCCUGGGCCUGUCACAUGAGGUGGUUGGUCUGGGUGAUGGCCUCUGUCGGAACCACAUACGUCUUCUUCUUCCACGAGAGGUAUAAGCUGAUGGAACUGAUCUGUUAUACAGUGAUGGGAGUGUUCCCUGCCUUGGUCAUCCUGACCAUGCCGGACCGUGAGGGGCUGUGGGAGUUGUUAGUGGGCGGAGCCUGUUACUGUCUGGGCAUGGUGUUCUUCAAGAGCGAUGGCCUCGUCCCAUUCGCCCAUGCCAUUUGGCACCUCUUCGUUGCCAUGGGAGCGGGCGUCCACUACUACGCCAUCUACCGGUACCUCUACACGCCAGCAGCCGAUCAGAUGAAGACAUCCAGAUGACACACGGAGGCCUGGGGGGGCGAGGGGUGAUGACGUCACAGGAAGUUGAAAAAAGGAGUGGCCUAGUGAAGAAGUGAUGUCAAGAACGGAGGAAUGGAGAGAUGAGAAUAGAACCAUGGAAACAUGGAGAGAUGAGAAUAGAACCAUGGAAACAUGGAGAGAUGAGAAUAGAAACAUGGAAACAUGGAGAGAUGAGAAUAGAACCAUAUAAACUGUUAUUUCACGCUUUAUUUUCUUAUUCAUUUUACCCCUGGUUUGGGUUUAUGUGUCCUGGACAGACAUUAUGUAAAUCACUGGUUUAUGUGUCCUGGACAGACAUUAUGUAAAUCACUGGUUUAUGUGUCCUGGUCAGACAUGAUGUAAAUCACUGGUUCUCUAGAUGGAAGAGUCCGUUUUUAAGACUGUCCCAAAUGGCACCCUGUUCCCUACAUACAGAGCCCUGGUCAAACACAGUGCACUAUGGGCAAUAAGGUACCAUUUGGAACAGCCUAAAUGACCGUACAGCGACGCGUCUUUAACUGUCUGUCUGUCUGUCUGUCAGUGUCCUGAAGCUGGAGGCAGGUGGCGACGUCGUCUAGUUACGGAACCCUCCGGUGUAGAAAGCGUGUAGAGUAGUCUGGAAGCCACAGACGGUGGAGGAGUUUCUCCUGAUUGGACUACUAUUACAUUCCAGAUUAGUGCAGGUAUUAUCCUACUACAGCCAUUAUUAAUACUAUUACUACUAGUAUGAUUAUUACUAUUACGAUUAUUACUAUUA